Molecule: messenger RNA, 922 nt
Organism: Pogonomyrmex barbatus (red harvester ant)
Lineage: Eukaryota; Metazoa; Arthropoda; Insecta; Hymenoptera; Formicidae
Product: cytochrome b-c1 complex subunit Rieske, mitochondrial
Cellular component (GO): membrane
Molecular function (GO): 2 iron, 2 sulfur cluster binding; quinol-cytochrome-c reductase activity
Source: RefSeq, a predicted model, not a curated record
AAUGUUUCUUUUAAGAAGACACGUUUUUAAUGUUUUUAUGAAUGGCAAUAAAUUUUGCCUUUCAUCCUUGCUACAAUUAUACCCAAUAAAUUGUUCAAGUCAUAAGAGAUUGCGCAGAUAUGCUCAUACUGAUAUACCAAAACCCAAUUUUGAUGAAUAUCGACAAAAAUUUACCGAAGAUCCCAAUAUAUCCUACAGGAAAAAUGUUGAUGAACGAAGAGCUUUGAAAUCCAUGGUCUCUUUUGUUGGUUGUGUUGCUGGAUUAUAUGCCUUUAAGGCUCACUUAUUACAUUAUGUACUCUUUAUGUCACCCUCGCGAGACAUCUUGGCGGAGGCUCAAUUGGAAGUGAAUUUAAAUAAUAUACCGGAAGGAAAAGUGUUAGUCGUCAAAUGGCGCGGCAAACCUGUCUUUAUCUAUCAUCGAUCUCAAUCGAUCAUCGAGCAGGAGAGAGCGGUGGCUCUGUCAGAGCUGCGCGAUCCAGAAACAGAUGAUGCCAGGGCGAAAAGAUCGCAAUGGCUAAUCGUGAUGGGUAUUUGCACACAUUUGGGAUGUGUGCCGAUUCCGAAUGCCGGCAUCAUACCGGGUGGUUUCUUCUGUCCGUGUCACGGCUCGCAUUUCGACGCAGCCGGUCGCAUACGGAAAGGUCCGGCGGCGACCAAUUUAGAGAUACCAGAAUACGAAUUCAUAAAUGACGAUAAUAUUCUUAUCGGAUGACGUGUCUCUUCUGAAUUGAAACGCGUAUUAAAUAAUGAAAUCAUCUUGAAGAAUAUAAUCUACGUGUUUGUGUAAAAAUAAAAUAUGUUUCUGUCUUUCCACUUGAAUUUCAUGACGAUUUUAUAAUAAAGCUUUGCGUCUUCGAAUAAUGUGUUAAAAAAGAUUAAGAAUUGUUCAUUUCUACAAUAAAAAUAAUCAUAAGUUGUC